GGCUCCUUCUGCGCUUUCCGCUCGGUUCUCGAUUAACUAGCCUUCAGUGGGAGAGACGCAAGAUGGCGGACAAGAUGUCUAGCAGUUCGCAGAGAGCGGGAUCUAAGCAACCGCUCUUGGAAAGUAAACUGAAAGCCUUUAGUAUUGGCAAGAUGAGCACUGCAAAAAGAACUUUAAGUAAAAAGGAGCAAGAAGAACUCAAAAAGAAGGAAGAUGAGAAAGCAGCUGCAGAGAUAUAUGAAGAAUUCCUAGCGGCCUUCGAGGGAGGUGAUGUCAGCAAAGUGAAAACGUUUGUCAGAGGAGGAAUUGUCAACGCCACGAAAGAGGAGAGUGAAGCAGAUGAAAAGAAAGGCAAACUGUACAAGCCUGCAAAGUUUAUUGAGCCAAAAACUCCGCAGCCUAGCAGUGAAAGACCGCAACCCCCUCCCCAACCUCUGCUACUCGUGGAGCCUAAAAAACCGCCUUUGAAAAAAGGGGAGAAAGAAAAGAAGAAAAGCAACUUGGAACUUUUCAAAGAAGAGCUGAAACAAAUACAGGAGGAGAGGGAUGAACGGCACAAAACGAAAGGCAGAAUGAGUAGAUUUGAACCCCCUCAAGCAGAGGGGGAUGGUCAGCGACGCACAACGGAUACUCCGUCAAGACGGAACAGAUCCUCUGCUCUUGACGAUUAUGCUCCUGGGUCACAUGAUGUUGGUGAUCCAAGCACUACAAACUUGUACCUUGGGAACAUCAACCCUCAGAUGAACGAAGAAAUGCUGUGCCAGGAAUUUGGUCGAUUUGGGCCACUGGCCAGUGUCAAAAUUAUGUGGCCACGAACAGAUGAGGAGAGGGCACGCGAGAGGAAUUGUGGUUUUGUUGCGUUUAUGAACAGAAGAGACGCAGAACGAGCUUUGAAAAACCUAAAUGGAAAAAUGGUUAUGUCAUUUGAAAUGAAGUUGGGAUGGGGAAAAGCUGUCCCUAUCCCUCCUCACCCAAUAUAUAUUCCUCCGUCUAUGAUGGAACACACUUUGCCACCCCCUCCUUCUGGUCUUCCUUUUAAUGCCCAACCAAGAGAACGACUCAAGAACCCUAAUGCUCCUAUGCUGCCACCGCCAAAAAAUAAGGAGGAUUUUGAGAAGACUCUGUCGCAAGCCAUAGUCAAAGUGGUUAUCCCAACAGAAAGGAAUUUACUUGCUCUGAUCCAUCGAAUGAUCGAAUUUGUGGUGCGUGAAGGCCCAAUGUUUGAAGCUAUGAUUAUGAACCGAGAAAUCAACAAUCCGAUGUUCCGGUUUUUAUUUGAAAAUCAAACACCAGCUCACGUAUAUUACAGAUGGAAACUGUACUCGAUAUUACAGGCAAAUUCCCCAACAAAAUGGCGAACUGAAGAUUUCCGAAUGUUCAAGAAUGGCUCCUUUUGGAGGCCUCCGCCAUUGAAUCCUUAUUUGCACGGUAUGACUGAGGAGCAGGAAACAGAGACUUUUGUAGAAGAGCCAAUUAAAAAAGGAUCCCUUAAAGAAGAACAGAGGGACAAAUUGGAGGAGAUCUUACGGGGGUUAACGCCAAGGAAGAACGACAUUGGGGAUGCGAUGGUGUUCUGCCUCAACCAUGCCGAGGCUGCAGAAGAGAUCGUAGACUGCAUUACAGAGUCACUGUCUAUCUUAAAAACCCCUCUACCUAAAAAAAUUGCCAGGCUGUAUCUGGUGUCAGACGUGUUGUACAACUCUUCAGCUAAGGUUGCAAAUGCAUCGUACUACAGGAAAUUCUUUGAAUCAAAGUUAUGCCAAAUAUUUGCUGAUCUCAAUGCAGCCUAUAGAGCUAUACAAGGCCACUUACAGUCCGAAAACUUUAAGCAACGUGUUAUGACGUGUUUCCGAGCGUGGGAAGACUGGACAAUUUAUCCAGAACCUUAUCUCAUCAAGUUACAGAAUAUUUUCCUUGGACUUGUUAAUGUUGAAGAAAAAGAACCGGAAGUGAGACUAAUGGAAGUACCAGAUGACCUGGAUGGCGCUCCUAUUGAGGAAGAAUUGGAUGGGGCUCUGUUGGAGGAUGUUGAUGGGAUUCCAAUUGAUUGCGCUCCUCUCGAUGACCUCGAUGGUGUUCCCAUAAAGACACUUGACGAUGAUUUGGAUGGAGUGCCAUUGGACAUCUCAGAAGACUCCAAGAAGAAUGAGCCCAUAUUUAAAGUGGCCCCCUCUAAAUGGGAAGCAGUAGAUGAGGCUGAGCUGGAAUCACAAGCUGUGACCACUUCAAAGUGGGAAGCUUUUGACCAACGAGAGGAGUCUGAGGAAGAUGAAAACCCAAACCAAGGGGAAGAAAGCGAUGAGGAGGAUGAUACACAGAGCUCAAAGUCAGAGGAUCAGCAUUAUUACUCCAACCCAAUCCGAGACGACCUCUCUGAUUCAAAGUCCAUGAAGUACUCCGAAAUGAGCGAAGAGAAGCGUGCAAAACUUAGGGAAAUUGAGCUUAAAGUAAUGAAAUUCCAAGAUGAAAUUGAGUCUGGAAAAAGGCCAAAGAAACCUGGGCAAAGCAUACAAGAGCAAGUAGAACACUAUCGGGACAAGCUGCUUCAAAGGGAAAGAGAGAAAGAACAAGAAAGAGACAGAGAUAAGAAAGAGAAGGACAAGUUUGACUAUCGUUCAAAGGACAAGAAAGAAAAAGAGGAUGUAACUCCAACCAGAAAAGAGAGAAAAAGACGUCACAGUGGGUCUGUUAGUCCAUCACGCAGCAGCAGCAGCAGACGGGCGAAGUCUCCUUCACCAAAGUCAGAGAGGUCAGAGAGAUCAGAGAGAUCAGAAAGGUCCCAUAAAGAGAGCUCUCGAUCUAGAUCAUCUCAUAAAGACUCUCCCAGGGACAUUACUAAAAAGGCCAAAAGGUCGCCAUCUGGGUCAAGAACACCUAAAAGAUCUCGAAGGUCACGGUCUAGGUCUCCAAAAAAGUCGGUGAAAAAAUCAAGGUCACAGUCCAGAUCCCCUCACAGGUCUCACAAGAAGUCAAAGAAAAACAAACACUGACAGAACGUUCCAUUUUUUUUUUUUUUAUUUUUUUUUUGCUAUUUUAAUUGUCAUUUCCUGAAAAUUUAUUUUUUUUUCUUUCCGUGCCUGAACAAUGUUUAAAAAAAAAAUGGAAAAAAAUAAGUAAAAGUUUAAAAAAAUCCUAAAAAACAGCAUUCCAAAUUUUUUUUUUCUGUGAAUGCAUGUGUAUACAAAACAGUAACUGUAGAGCUGUCUGUUUUAUAUUGUACAAAAUACAAACUUGUCCAGUGUGGC
Spea bombifrons (plains spadefoot toad) is the source of this 3245-nucleotide messenger RNA. RefSeq names its product U2 snRNP associated SURP domain containing (gene U2SURP). Gene Ontology annotation, biological process: RNA processing. The transcript is spliced from 26 exons. The coding region runs from base 63 to 2990 and encodes 975 amino acids. Gene Ontology annotation, cellular component: nucleus. The record is from RefSeq and is a predicted model, not a curated record. Gene Ontology annotation, molecular function: RNA binding. Lineage: Eukaryota; Metazoa; Chordata; Amphibia; Anura; Pelobatidae.